AUGCCGGAGCUUCCUCGUUAUUCGGAGCUUGUGCCACGCAUCAUUAUCGUCUCAACUCUGCUCCACAAUGCUAUUGCCGACGCUACCCUCACCGGGCUCGGGGAGUCUCCAGAAGAUCUUGCCCUCACCAGUGUGUGGAAAGCCAUCGCAUUUCUUCUAAGUCCCGGCGAUGGACGCAACCAGGGUGCGAAUAAGGCGGAGGCCGUCGCAGGUAUCAGGCUUUCAGACGUCAUCACUGCAUUCGUCGUGCCACCGAACACCGACUGGAGCGGGGGUUCCGGAACGCCGCGAGUGUUCAAAUCCAACAGAGCCGACGGCCAACCGCUUUUGCACGCCUCACUUACGUUCGUCCAGAGCGGCUCUUUGGACUUCGCAGCUCGCAUUCAAGGCAUCCUCGACAUCGUCCAGUACUUCGCGGACCCCCCGGUAGUUCGCCGCGCCGCGGGUUACCUCGGCGCCGGCAGAGACAUACUCCGGCAUGGCCUCAGCACGCUGAUAGUACAUCGCCCGGGCGAACUUCUCAACCCAGUUUCUGGCGUCACCGUGAGGGAGUACCAUCUCGGGAUACCUAGCGAGUGGGAUAAGCUUCUCAAGGAAGCCUAUCUCACGCAGCAUCCUCUGAAGCUCGACAUCUGUCACGGGAUUAGUCUCGGGAAUGGGAGAGUUGAAGCCGCAUCACCUACUAGUGUGUACUGCAACGAUCCGGCUGUCUUGCUCGUGAAGAUAUGUCCCAAGGAAAAAGGGGACAUCGACUUCCGGGUCGGCAGGACCGGCUGCAGCUACUAUUUUCUGCGCCGCGGUCCGAGUGAGACCACACUGUUCGAGGGCUUGGAGAACAGCGUCAGGAAGUCAAUCAAGCUGAAGGCGAGCGUAGGGACCACCCCAUAUUCGUCUGAAGAAGUCGGGCACACACAAGGCGGCGGCGUGCUGCUGUUUUUCCGAAUGCCUCGCGUCACAAGGGACAUGACUAGAAGCACAUCGUAUAUGGCGAAUGGGGGCUGGUGGGUGAGCAUCACCGUAUGGCACGGCACUUUUAUCAGUCCCACCUCGCCUCCAUGGACCGAUGUUCACGAUGUCGAGUCCAUCUCAAUCAAGAGACAACAGGCCACCGACUUCUCUGCCCACCGGGUCGGCUUCUAUUGCGCCUUGGAGCGUGAGGACGCCGUCAAGUGGGCACGUUCCAUUGCCUUGACCAAUACCCCCGUCCUGAAGCAGUACCGCCUCAAUAUGACUGGGCUUAAAGUCGCCAAUCUGGGCACAGAAGCGUCUGAAGAAUGGAUAUCGGUCCUUAAGUGGUCCUACAACAACGAAAACACAGAGAAACGGCUCGACUAUCCCGAAUACGUCGGAUAUGAUGUGAUAAUUGGUUUGAUGUCCUCAGGGCUCAAAGCCGGCGGUCAAGUUGAUAUCCGGCCCCUGCAGUUUUCCGGCAGGCCGGGGCCCAUGGUCCAGAUCGCGCUCUUCACCAAAAAAGCCAUCGAUCAGCUGGAGUUCGUCAGCGAGGAGGAACUCGCCAAGGCCCGUAACUGGUGGGAUCCUUAG
Epithele typhae is the source of this 1542-nucleotide messenger RNA. RefSeq lists its product as uncharacterized. The transcript has 8 exons. The record is from RefSeq and is a predicted model, not a curated record. Bases 1 to 1542 code for a protein of 513 amino acids. NCBI's taxonomy places the organism in Eukaryota, Fungi, Basidiomycota, Agaricomycetes, Polyporales, Epitheliaceae.